GGCGGAGCCCAGGCUGGGAGACAUGAUUCGUAGCGUCCUCCGGCUACUUCUCGGCAGCUUCCUUACCGAGCUGUGCGCCCGCGUGUGCCCGGUGCAGGAGCGAGCGGGGCACCGGCAGCUGGCUCAGCUGGGCUGCGUGGUAGUGCUGGCGCGGGGAGGGGGGCGUGCAGCCGCUCUGGGGGCUGCCUCGGAAGAGGCCAGCGAGGGCGCGGGGGUCUGGGACGCGUCCCCUACCCGAGCGCCCACGCCGAACUUCUGCCGGGGCUACUUCGAUAUCAGGGAGGAGUGGGACCAGCCGUUCAAUUGUUCCUCGGGCGACUUCAUCUUCCGCUGAGGGACUUGUGACUUGCGAUUCUGCUGCACGGUUAAGAAGCGGCGACUGAACCAGAGCACCUGCACCAACUCUGACAUUCCGCUGUGGCUCAACACCCGCAAGCCUCCAGCGCGCAAGGACGGCCCCCUGCACCACCCCACGAAGGACAAGACCAACCUGAUCCUUUACAUCAUGUGCGGGGUGCUGGCUGUCAUGCUUGUAGGCAUCUUCACCAAGCUGGGGCUGGAGAAAGCGCACCGGCGGCAAAGGAAGCCAAGUCCAGUUAAUGUACAGCAAAAAACUGCAAAGAGCAACACGUUGGAGAAAGAAAACACAGAGCUGGCUGAAGCAAUAUCCAUGUGGGAACAGAAGUCAGAAGAUGCAAACGGUCAGUUGGAGGAACUGAGAGCCUGGAGGUCCAAUAAACGUGCACUGGAAGCAAGGAUAAAGGACGUGGAAGACAUUCGUAAUGCUUUGAGUUCUACUAAAGCAAUCAGGGAAGAAACAGCCAAAAGCCUGAAGGAGAGAGGAGACGUCCUUGAUGAAUUCUAUGAAGAAAGAAAAAUGGCUACAGCAAAGAAUCUGGAUAUGACAAACUGUGAACUAGUGGCAAUGAAGAAUCAGAUGGCAACUGCAGAGGAAAAUCUGAAAAUAGCUACAAGGGACAUAGACAAGUGCAAACAGGAAAUUGAACAAACACGAGAACAGCUGCAGAAGGCAGAACUCACCUUCACACACCAGGUCGCAGUUUAUGAGCGUAAUGCUGCGGAAAACUGGAUCAAGACUCAGAUCUGGGAGAUGAAAAUGGCGGGACAGAGCCGGGAGAUCGCCCGCUUGAAAUACAGACUGGUUGGGAUGGAAGGAGAGAGGCUGGUUGAGGCAUACAGGAGGUGGAGACCAAUGCCUGGAAGUCCAGAGAUGCAGAACGCUCCGAGGAGAGAGCCUUCAGCCGAAGCUGGUGUCACUCCCAUGAGUCACAACUACAAGCAGUCUACCAACAAUGCCGAGAAGGACAAGGGCAGUGUGGAUCCGUGGCGACCUCCUCCAUCAACUGGAAGAUUCUGCACACCCUACCCUAGAGGCCACCGUAUGAUCUCCUGUGCACAUCCACCUCCUGUGCCAGGUUCGGGACCAUCCCGAAACCCUCCACCUGCACCACUUGGGCCUUUUUCAGAUCCACAUGUUGCUCCUGUGAGUAACAACAACACUGACUCUACCAAAAGGAUCACGGAGGACAAGGCCAUUAUGAAUGCAAGAGGGCCUGGUCCUUCCCCAGGAUCGCCUUGCAGGCUGUCCCCCAUGGACCACCCUUCACCACCAGUCACGGGCGAUGGGCCACCUCCGCCUCCUCCCCCAGCUCCUCCACGUACUAAAUUUGGUUUGCGUCUCCGAAAGUUCCCUCGCAAUCUCCUGAGGUUUUGCCUGUGUUCCUGCUGUGUCAGCUCUAGGCGGUCAUCUCAGAGCCUCAGGAGAAUGCGAACUUCGUGGACCCUGAACUAUGACCAAUAGGCUGUGGUGAUGUGAUAUAUUUAGAAAAGUUGUCUGGUAUGCAUAUUUGACUGAAUUCUUUCCCUGACCAUUCCUGUCCCCUCUAUUUUGUUUUUCCUCGUUUCCCUUAAUAAACCCAUCACAGUUCUGUA
Felis catus (domestic cat) is the source of this 1953-nucleotide messenger RNA. Its product is annotated as protein shisa-9A-like. The record is from RefSeq and is a predicted model, not a curated record. Gene Ontology annotation, biological process: regulation of short-term neuronal synaptic plasticity; regulation of AMPA receptor activity. NCBI's taxonomy places the organism in Eukaryota, Metazoa, Chordata, Mammalia, Carnivora, Felidae. Gene Ontology annotation, cellular component: AMPA glutamate receptor complex; postsynaptic density; postsynaptic membrane.